Messenger RNA from Lepus europaeus (European hare), 1748 nucleotides. RefSeq names its product C-X9-C motif containing 4 (gene CMC4). Bases 334 to 552 code for a protein of 72 amino acids. The transcript has a single exon. Gene Ontology annotation, cellular component: mitochondrial intermembrane space. The record is from RefSeq and is a predicted model, not a curated record. Lineage: Eukaryota; Metazoa; Chordata; Mammalia; Lagomorpha; Leporidae.
GUUUGCUGGUCAGCUGAAGGGAGCCCUGCGCGACCUACACGCGCAGGGACAGCCCUUUGAGGUGACAUCGCCAGGGGCGCCAGCCUCUUGAGCCAGGGAGACUUUUUUUUUUGAACAUCGGCCCUAACCAAGUUCAUUAUCAGUUGAGGUGUUUGUUUCGUUUCGCAGUCGCAGCCUGUGGAUCUUGCGCAGGUCUCCCUGGGCGACCUGCGGUGGCCGGCGGGCGCCUGUGACCUCCGUGCGGGCGCCCUCGGGCCCUGGGUGCCCCGCGCCUGGCGCCUGGCUCUCGGGGUGGGCGGCCCGCCUGGCUGUUGUGUAAGGGGAGCCGUGUUCAUGUUCCUGAGCAUGUCGCCGAAGGAUCCGUGCCAGAAACAAGCGUGCGAGCUGCAGAAGUGCCUGCAGGCCAACAACUACCUGGAGGCCAGGUGUCAGGCCGUCCUGCAGGAGCUGCGGAAGUGCUGUGCUCGGUUUCCCAAGGGGAGAUCUGCGGUGUGUUCGGGAUUUGAAAAGGAAGAGGAGGAAAGCCUGAGACUGAAGUCGACGCCGGAGUGAAGUUCCUGGAAGUUAAACCCUGCUCCCAGAUUCCACGAAGCGAGUUUGAUUUCUCCUCCUCCUUUGGGCCAGGUACAGCAAACAGCACAGGGGAGAGUCAGCGAUAAGAAUAUGCGGUCCAUGCAGAGCAGAAAGAAACCUAUUAAAAGAUGUGUACAAUGUAAUAAAACUAACCCCGGAUAAACCUGUUUACGUGGAAAUUUAUUUUGGUAUUGAAUGCAUUUUAAGAAGAAAAAAACUUGUCAUCCAUUCGUUCAGUCUGUGUAAUUCCUGUUCCACUAGAUGUUGGGUUAGCAGGUCUUGUACUGAAUCUUGGUGGCUCAUGAAUGCAUCUGCUUCUUGAAACAUGGUCUUAAGUAGUCUUUAAAUUUGGCUUCAAAGUCAUUUCAGCCAGGCCGUGGGAAACCUGUAUCCCAACGUGUCUAGCACAGUCCGUUUCCACAGCACCCUUUGGCCUACAACUGGUCACUGAGCUUCCCACCAAGUGUCAGAGUGAAAUGAAAAACUCUGUAGACCACAAAAGAUUUAAAAGUACUGUGGUUAGCUUACAACUUACUGCUGAAAUUUUCCAAAAGUGAAAGUUCAUUACAAGAAUUACACAGCUGGAGCCAGGGUGUGAUGCAGCAGGUUAAGCUGCCACCUGCGAUGCUCAUCCAUCCAUAGUGGAGCACUCUUUAAUGCCCCAGCUGAUCCACCUCCCUGCUGAUGUACCUUGGAAGGCAGCAAAGGAUGGCUUAAGUACUUGGGCCCCUGCCACUCACCUGGGAUACCUGGAUGGAGUUCCAGGCUCUUGACUUCAGCCUGGCCCAGACCUGACUGCUGUGGACAUUUGGGGAGUGAACCAAUGGUUGGAAGAUUUCUCUCUGUCACUCUGCCUUUCAAAUAAAAUAAAUAUUGAAAAGAAUAAUGCAACUGACAAGAAAAUUCUAUGGCUUCUGUGGCUUGCAAAACUCUAAGUCCAGAGGGUUUCACUAGUGAAUUUACCAACCAUGUGAAGAAUUGAUACCAAUCCUUCACAAAUUUGCCAAAAAUAGGAGAGGAGGCUACACUUGAUAGCCAUUAUAUAAGACCAUUAUUACUAGUAAAACAAGACAAAGACAUCACAAAAAAAGAAAGAAAAGAAAGACUGCAUUGGCCGGCACCGUGGCUUAACAGGCUAAUCCUCCGCCUUGCGGCACCGGCACACCGGGUUCUAG